Messenger RNA from Podarcis lilfordi (Lilford's wall lizard), 402 nucleotides. NCBI's taxonomy places the organism in Eukaryota, Metazoa, Chordata, Lepidosauria, Squamata, Lacertidae. The record is from the annotation of a GenBank genome assembly.
AUGGAAGGAAUUCAAUAUCGUGCUAAGGCGAUCGUUCUGCAAGGCAAGUAUUUCAGCUUCCGGUCAGAACAGCCUCCCUCCUCUCCCCUGCUUGGGCUGUUCCAUGGGUUCUCCUGGGUAGGGGUCAUAUCGGGAGGAGAGGAGGGGAAAGCCCUAUUGGGCAACUGGAAGUCCUUGCGCAGGAUUUCCACCGACAGGGCUCCUCGUUUGAAACCCACCCAACGAGGCCAGGCGGCAUUUUCAAGAGGUUUAAGCACCCAAAGCAGCUUUGAAGGUGGAAAAUUGCAUGAGAACCUGUCAGCUCAUGCAAACAAUGAAGCCAGUGGAGGACAAUUGUGCAUCCUCCUUUUACACUACUUGUAUAGUAUUCACUGCUAUAAGUGGUGGCAGAAGUGGGUUUAA